Cyclopterus lumpus (lumpfish) is the source of this 1687-nucleotide messenger RNA. It is a transcript of the gene ero1a, whose product is annotated as endoplasmic reticulum oxidoreductase 1 alpha. Gene Ontology annotation, biological process: protein folding in endoplasmic reticulum. The record is from RefSeq and is a predicted model, not a curated record. Gene Ontology annotation, cellular component: endoplasmic reticulum; endoplasmic reticulum membrane. The coding region runs from base 195 to 1547 and encodes 450 amino acids. NCBI's taxonomy places the organism in Eukaryota, Metazoa, Chordata, Actinopteri, Perciformes, Cyclopteridae. The transcript is spliced from 15 exons. Gene Ontology annotation, molecular function: protein-disulfide reductase activity; thiol oxidase activity; FAD binding.
UGUACUAAUAAAGUGAGAGUUGGCAUGGUAACGGUGUCCACGUGACUCGUUAAAUAGUCACGUGAGCUCCGUCACGUCUCUCACGUAGCGGCCUGGAGACGUGUGGUGACGUCACCGCCUGGAGCCGGAUCCUCCUGAUAGCCGCGGAGGCUUCUCCUCUCAUUGAGGUCUGUAGCCCUGAAGCGGAGGUCGUGAUGAAGCUGCUGCUCCUCUUCCUCCUCCAGGUGCCCGGAUGUGCGGACAGCAGCUGCUUCUGUCAGGUCUCCGGAGACCUGGACGACUGCUCCUGUGACGUGGAAACUAUCGACAGCUUCAACGAAAGACUCCUCCCACAACUCCAAGUCCUCCUGGAGGAGGACUACUUCAGGUUCUACAAGGUGAACCUGAACCAGGUGUGUCCGUUCUGGGGGGUCAGCGGUCUCUGUGGUCUGAAGGACUGUGCUGUGAAGCUCUGCUCUCCUAACCAGGUUCCAGAGGGGAUCAGAUCCUCCUCCCAAGACCAGUUUUCUGCAGAAGUAAACGAGUGCGAGCGGACGGAGGAUCUGGGAGCUGUGGAUGUUUCUUUAAGUGACGAGACCAGAGAGGUUCUGCUCGACUGGAGCGAACACGGCGACGGGGAGAAGCGCUUCUGCGUGGUCGACGACGACGAGUCUCCGGACUCCCAGUAUGUGGACCUGCUGCUGAACCCGGAGCGCUUCACGGGCUACAGAGGCCCAGAGUCCUGGCGGAUCUGGACCAGCAUCUACGAGGAGAACUGCUUCAAACCGCCCGGCGUCAAGCGGCCGGUCGCUCCCACCUCGUUCCGCGGCGGCUCGGGAAGCGAAGGGAAGGUCUUCUACAGCUGGCUGGAAGGUCAGUGUGUGGAGAAGAGGGCGUUCUACCGGCUCAUCUCUGGCCUUCACGCCAGCAUCAGCAUCCACCUGAGCGCCAGAUACCUCCUGGAGGACCGCUGGUUUCAGAGGCAGUGGGGUCACAACGUGUCGGAGUUCCGGCGGCGCUUCGACUCGGCGCUGACGGGCGGCGAGGGCCCCGAGCGGCUCCGCAGCCUCUACUUCCUGUUCCUGGUGGAGCUGCGAGCGCUGGCCAAAGCUCUGCCCGUCGUCCAGCGCCCGUCGUUCCGGCUGUUCACCGGCCGCCCGGAGGAGGACCGGAGACUCAAAGAGCUGCUGCUGCACGUCCUGCAGCUGGCCCGAUCGUUCCCUCUGCACUUUGACGAGACGUCUCUGUUCACUGGAGACGAACAGGAAGCAGCUACACUGAAGGAGGACGUCAGACGGGCCUUCCUCAACAUCUCCAGGGUCAUGGACUGCGUCGGCUGCUUCAGGUGUCGGCUGUGGGGCAAACUGCAGACUCAGGGUUUAGGAACCUCGCUGAAGAUCUUGUUUUCCGAGCGACAGAUUGAAGCUCCGCCCCUUUCCAGAGGCCAGAGGCCCCGUUUCAGGCUCGGCCGCCAGGAGGUCGUCUCCCUGCUCAACGCCUUUGGGAGGGUUUCCACGAGCAUCAGCGAGCUGAAGACCUUCAGAGCGCUGUUAGCAGAAGAGAUGUGACCUCAAGAAGAGAGUCAGCAGAACUAAUGACAUUAUUUACCUAAAGUUACUGUGAGGGACCGUUAGCUGGUCCUGAACCAGUCUCAGUGUAGUCCUGGUCCUCUCUAGACCUCCAUCAGUAAACAGACCUCCAGAGAGAA